Molecule: messenger RNA, 2942 nt
Organism: Drosophila hydei
Lineage: Eukaryota; Metazoa; Arthropoda; Insecta; Diptera; Drosophilidae
Gene: da
Product: protein daughterless
Exons: 3
Coding region: 597-2636 (679 amino acids)
Biological process (GO): regulation of transcription by RNA polymerase II
Cellular component (GO): transcription regulator complex
Molecular function (GO): protein dimerization activity; DNA-binding transcription factor activity, RNA polymerase II-specific; RNA polymerase II cis-regulatory region sequence-specific DNA binding
Source: RefSeq, a predicted model, not a curated record
CACAACACUGAGAAUGACGCACGAAGAGAACAAAGAUGGCGUUCCCGAUGGUAUCACGAACAAAGCAAGCAGAAUACUAAAUUUAGAAAUGUUUUGAAUUUUUGAAAAAACGUUGUUCAAACUGUAAAAAUACUUUAAAUGAGCUUUAAGAAAUGUAUUACCAUGAGUUAAUUAAAAAAGUAUUACAUUUACUAACCGUGGGGCUAAUCUGUGAAAGUUUUGUGUAAAUCAUAACACAUACAUACAUACAUGCAUAUGAAGUUUGUGUGUUCGUGGUCAAAAGAUAUACAAAUCCGAUCCACGCCUUUUUAUAUUAAUAAAGGUUCGGUAGUUGUGAAAAAGUGUACAAAAAUAGUUGAGCGUCUAAAAACAAAUUAAAAGGCUAUUAAAUCUAUAAAUUUGUUUAAUUUAUAUAUAUGCCUGUGGACAAGUAUGAUAUCGAUGUUUCUGGUGUAACAUUCUUAAUAGUUAGUACGUCAGUGGUUGCGGUACAGUUGGCGGUAACUUUGACUAACUAUUUUGACUGUCAGCUGUGCUCUGUUAUUGUUUUUGAAUACAAAUAGUUUUUCUGCUAUCAUCCAUAAAUCUGAGAAAGCAUGGCGACCAGCGAUGAUGAGCCGAUGCACUUGUAUGAAGUGUUUCAAAACUGCUUCAACAAGAUAGCUAAUAAGCAACCCCCGGGAACAGGGGCAACUGAACGGGGAGGGGGCUAUCAUUCACCAUAUGGAGGCCUUGCUGUGGAAAACGGAAUAUACCCAAGUGAUUUUAAUUCUAUUCAUGAUGCCAACGGAAGCAAUAAUAGGUUUCCCAACACAACGGCGGUUGAUCAGUAUUUUGAUUCUGGAGCGACUAGCAGCGCAGGAUGGUACCAAUCGCAAAUGCACAACAGCACGAAUUAUAUGGGUCAAACGUCUUAUCAAAACAACGCACCCAUGUCGUCACAUACAAUGGACCAUCAACAAGUUCAUAAUGCUGAAGGUUUAACAAGUAGUACGAAUAUUGGUAUACAAAUGGGUGGUGAAAGUGGCCAGAUUGGUAUGCACAGUCCGGCAUCAACAUCUCUUCCGCCAAUGAGCUCAUUUCGCGGUGGCUCUGGUAACUUACCAAAUAUUGGCCAACCGACGGUACUCUCGCCAGCAGUGUACAAUUCGCCACAACACAAUCAAACCGCAGUGCAAGCACAGCAUAGUUCUCUUUCUUCUGCUGGGCAAAUAGCACACCAUUCCCUAAAUCAUACUCCGCUACCUCACGCACAUUCCCAUCAUAAUCAACAACUUAGUCCUGCGAUUCAAAAUUCUGAUGCCUUUGGCGGGAUAAGUGCGAAAGUAUCUGGAGCUGGUAAUUCUACGGCAGCGUCAUUGCGUCAGCAGAUCUACAUGUCGGCUGCAGCAGCUGAUCAGAGUAUAAGCAGCUUCAGUUCGAACCCAUCAACACCUGUUAAUUCACCGCCACCUUUAACACAGUCCGGAGUUGGGGAUGGGACAGUUUCUGGAAACGCCGGUUGGAAUCAUACAGGCUUAAACGGCAGUAACGCCUCAACUUAUGCAAGUGAUAUGGUGCCCGUAACUAGCUUACAUACCAUGGCAUCUGUUUUUCAAGGCGCUCGCAUGGAAGAACGCUUAGAUGAUGCUCUCAAUGUUCUACGAAACCACUGCGAACCAGAAAUGUUAGCAAAUGUUAAUACAUCUCUGAAUUCAAUAGACAAUACAGAAACAUUAUCUUCCUUUGUGGCCAAUUCACCUUCGUCCCAUCUAGUUGGCGGCAGUAGCGCUGCCGGUAAUGGCGCACUAGUACCUAAUACGUCAAGUACCCUUACGCAUGAAGUUCUUUCAUUGAGUACGCCUGCUUCUAGUGCAAACGCAAUUCAAGCAAUUGGAGCUACUGGGUUGUCUAAUAUCAAAAUGGAACGAAAUACAUCGACAUCAAUAUCCGCAUCUUCAAAACCUACUAAGAAACGAAAGGAGCAAAUGGGAAUCAGUAAUGUCACACAUGCCGGCGUGUCAACAACUUCUAGUAUAUCGAAUCUGGAAAUAUCUGACACAAAGCCUACGAGUUCCAUAGAACCUUCGAAUGCUACACAGCUUCAACAGCUUUCUCAGGGUGCAAAAGGUUCAAAGAGACCUCGUAGAUAUUGUUCCUCAGCGGACGAUGACGAUGACGCAGAGCCUGCUGUCAAAGCUAUCCGCGAAAAGGAACGGCGUCAAGCAAACAAUGCUCGUGAGCGCAUUCGUAUACGUGAUAUUAAUGAGGCUUUGAAAGAACUGGGACGCAUGUGUAUGACACACCUAAAAUCUGAUAAACCUCAAACUAAGUUGGGCAUCCUUAAUAUGGCAGUAGAGGUAAUUAUGACUUUAGAACAACAAGUUCGAGAACGAAAUUUGAAUCCGAAAGCAGCUUGCCUAAAGCGUCGGGAGGAGGAAAAAGCGGAAGAUGGUCCCAAAUUGAAUUUACAACAUCACAUGAUACAACAGCCAUCAGUUAGCGGGAAUACCUAUCAUCAUAACCAGACUUCACAACUUGUUGUUCCCCCCCCUACCCAGACCAUAAGCAGCAUGACCUUACCAGCUAAUCAAUCUAGUAAUGUUUUACCACCACAUUUACAACAGCAGCAACAAAUUGUACAACAUCCACAAUAGCAUGAUGUCAGCAAUGACGCGAAAGCAUCACCAUCUUCCAUUACCACUCAAUUGAUCCCAGAUACUUCAAAGUACUCAUCAGCUUUUGAGCUAGACCAACAUUUACUAAGCAAUUUUUUGAGGCGCUAUCAUGCAACUCAAACCAUUUCUGAGACAAUGUCCACUUUGCCGCAGUUUUAGCUUAUUUUGUCCUUGUCCUUAUUACCUUGGGUUUUAGGCACAAGCAACUUUACAAUUUUUUCAUCUUUGUCAAUUGUAUAUAGUUCUUUUUAUCUUGAUUGACGGGGUAAGAUCAUUUACAGUUGU